Messenger RNA from Equus caballus (horse), 4748 nucleotides. RefSeq names its product membrane bound O-acyltransferase domain containing 4 (gene MBOAT4). Gene Ontology annotation, cellular component: endoplasmic reticulum membrane. The record is from RefSeq and is a predicted model, not a curated record. NCBI's taxonomy places the organism in Eukaryota, Metazoa, Chordata, Mammalia, Perissodactyla, Equidae. Gene Ontology annotation, biological process: peptidyl-serine octanoylation; lipid modification. Gene Ontology annotation, molecular function: serine O-acyltransferase activity.
CACGGGGCCAGCCCCUGCUUCCUAUUCCUUUUAAAACCCAAACUCCUUUUCAUAACCUAUCUCUGGGCUAGAUCCAGCCCCUGCCUACUUGUCUCUUCUUUAAUUUCCUGUUCCUCUUUCUCUAAUCACACUUCCAUUCUCCAAGAAGCCAAGCUGACUCUACGCCCCAAACUGCUUCCACCUGCCGUCCGCCCCGCCCCCCCGCUUCUGACUCUCUAAGUCUCAAAUUCACAUACUCAGUGUAUCAUUCAGUCAGGGUUCAACCAGAGAAACAGAACCACCAAGAGAUGUAUAUUGUGAGGUUUAUUGCAAGGAAUUGGCUUACGUGAUUGUGGGGGCUGGCUAGGCAAGACACCUGUAGGGCAGACUGGAACUCUCAUGCAGGAAUGAAGCUGCUGUUUUAUAGAAUUUUUUCUCCAGGGAAGCUCCUGUUCUACUCUUAAGGCCUUUUAACUGAUUGAAUCAGGCCCACCCAGAUUAUCUGGGGUAAGCUCCUUUCCUUAAAAUCAACUGGUUAUGGACUUUAAUCACAUCUACAAAAUACCUUCACAACGGCACCUAGAUUGGUGUUUGAUUGAAUAACUGGGGACUGCGGCCUAGCUAAGUUGAUACAAAGAACUGACCAUCACUCAGAGAAACCCUCUCUGACCACCCAUCAGAAAUAGGUCCCUCCUGCUAUACUCCUGCCUGGUUUCCUUCCUGGGAUAAGGGUGGCGACCAGCACCAGCUGUGCUUAAUUAUUUUACUAUCUUCCCCAAAGACUGUACCAUGAAAGCAAGGCCAGGUGAGUUUGUCCCUACUCUUUACUCAGCACUGACAUCAGUACCUGACACGGAGUCGAUACUAAAAAAAAAAAAAAAGUUGUUGAAUUAAUGUAUGGAUGAAUUGAGAACAUUCUGCUAUCCCCAAGCAUGUAAACACCUAUCUAUUCUCAAGCAAUUUUUCUGUCUAAAUUAAUUCGAAAGACUUCCAUGGCAUGUGGAUUAGGGUUCUCCGAAGAAACAGGACCUAGGGGAGAUAUUGAUAUAGGCAUAUACACACACAUUUAUUUUAAGGGGUUGGUUCAUGUGGUUAUGGGGGCGGCAAGUCUGAAAUUUGUAGAAAUAGACCCACAGGCUUAAAAUUCAGGGAAGAGUUGGUCUUGUGGUCUCUAGUUCACAGUCUGCAGGCUGGAAACUCAGCCAGGGUUUCUGUGUUACAGUCUUGAGGUGGAAUUUCUUCCUCUUUGAGAAACCUCAGUCUUUGCUCUUUAGGCCUUCAACUGAUUGGGUGAGGCCCACUUACAUUUUGGAUAGUAAUCUGUUUUACUCAAAGUCUACGGAUUUAAAUGUUAAUCUCAUCUAAAAAAAAAAGAAAACCUUCACAGCAACAUCUAGACUCACGUUUGACCAAACAUUUGGGCAGCCUAGCCUGAGUUGACACAAAAUGAACCAUCACUGCAUGCUUAUAAGAAGGACUAUUUUAUCAAUAUUGAGUAUAGUGCCAAGGCCCAAAAGCUUUUCAGGGACCUAUAGAAUGUUUGAGACCUGAAAAUAAAAUGAACUGAUUCCAAAAGGCAAAAAGAAAAGUACAAGUAGGAAUUAAUAAAUAUUUAAUUCAAUGACACAAAGCAUAAAUUUUUUUCAUAACAAAUUAACUGCAACUUAAUUCUUCUGCACCUAGCAAUUAUAGUUAAUGGGGGAUGUGGCUGUAUUUUAAUAUGUGUAAUAUGACGUGAGCUUAUUCAUUUCUUAGGGAGCCCUCUCCUCCCCGUUAACUGUUGUACUGUUUGUCUACGUCUUUGGGCCAUUUGUGGCCCAGAAUAAGCUAUCCAUCUGUUUGGAAACAUCCUUCUGAAGCCAAUUUAAGCAUUUCUACUUCUCCACUUCUCUUGCUUUUUGAAAAUCCCCUAUCUCUGUGGAUGAUUACUUCUUUACUUAUCUGCUACAGUACACACGUGAUAUACUGCACUUAUAGUUCUUUAAUGAAAGUAUUUGUUGCCAUUUCCAUCUCCCUAGUAGGUUGAGAGUUACUUGAGGGCACGGGCCAUGUCUUAUAUAUCCUUAUAUAUCUUUAUAUAUCCUUAUAUUCCUAGUCCUUGGCACAGAUCUAUCAUAAACUUGUAGCCCAAUAACACUCAUAAUUUUUAUUAUUCAAUUGUUUUGCCUUCAACUACAUUCAGCCAACCAGCUUUAUACUGCAUGCUUUUACAUCCUUUAUCGAAUCUUUGUAACAAUUCUGUUGAGACAGGCAUUAUUGUAUCUAAGUUUAAGAUGAAGGAGCUCAGUCUCGGAGAGGUGAAGCAAUAUGUGCUCUGAGUUCCCCAGUUAACAGGAAGCUUUCUUUCAGGUUUUCUCUUCUGUGCAGAGCUGUCUCUCACUAAGAGGUAGUCCUUGCCCUUAAGAUGCUUUUGUAUCAAGCUAUACUCUCCCCGUUCUUUGGUUAAGGCUGCUUGCUCUUGCAUGUGUCUUUGGAGAUGACAAACAGCUGGUCGGGGACAGCGCCGUGAUGCGCGGGGCUCAGUAGCUGGACUCUACUAGCCAAGAGACGGCCUGUUGAUCUUGCCUUGCCUCUGGGCAGUGUCUCCUGUAUUUCUUGCCCACAUCCCAAAGAAAAUUUCUCUUUAAGCAAUUUCCUCUCUACACUUUUGCUUCCACAAAACCUUUUUAACUUUAACAAGUGUUUAUGAGUACAUAGUAUGUGCCCAGUGCCGUUCUAAGUGCUGAGGAUACACCAAUAAACAGAAAUUCCCUCUCUUGGAGAGCUCCCACUAUAGCAGGGGAUGGGCAAUACACAAAUUGAGGAAUAGACAUACAAGGAGUGGUGACAGAUACUAUGGAAAAAAGAAAAAGAAAUAGCACAAGGAGGGCAGUGGUGGUUGGGAGGGGAAUCUUCUUCCUCUUUGAGAACCUGCCUCCUUUCCUCAUGCCCACAUUCUUGUCCCACCUCCCCAGUCCAGUGACUUGUCUGUCCACAACUGGAAAAUGAGAUUUUUCAUUAACUUAGUGAAGAAAAUAUGACAGUCCGAUGACUGGAGAGGCAAAUAACGUGGUGGGUAAAGUAAACAAAACCAGAACUUCUGAAAGCGAUGUUUUUCCUACAUUGUUAAGUGAUAUAACCCCAAAAUGCGUUUUGGUUUCCAUAGUGCAGUUCCCUUUAUCAGAAAGCCAACUUGUAUGCUGCUUAUCUCCCGUGCUGUGUUUGCCUUUUGCUCACCCAGACCUUCCUAAACCGUAUAAAACAAUCAAGGGGAGCCUGGUUGAGGUUUCUCUUGCAGGAAGACACUGGUUACAGACCCUGGAGAGGACAGUGUCUUCUGUUCCAGUUCAUGAUGGGUUGGCUUCAGCUGUUCCUUCUCCAUCCUGUAUCACUUUAUCAAGGGGCCGCUUUUCCUUUUGCACUUCUAUUUAAUUACCUUUGCACUAUGGAUUCAUUUUCCACUCAUGCCAGGUACCUCUUUCUGCUGGCAGGAGGAGGCGCCCUGGCCUUGGCCGCUAUGGGUCCCUUUGCUGUGCUUGUCUUCAUCCCUGCGAUAUGUGCUGUGUUUCUGAUCUGCUUGCUCAGCCCACAGGAAGUCCACAGGCAGACUUUCUGCUUUCAGAUGAGCUGGCAGACGCUGUGUCACCUGGGUCUGCACUAUACUGAGUAUUAUCUGCAAGAACUUCCUUCCAUGAGGUUCUGCCUCGCUCUUUCUUCCCUCAUGCUCUUGACCCAGAGGGUCACAUCCCUCUCUCUGGACAUUUGUGAAGGGAAACUGGCAGCAGCAUCAGGAGGCACCAGGAGCAGAAGCUCUUUGUCUGAGCAUCUGUGUAAGGCACUGCCCUAUUUCAGCUACUUGCUUUUUUUUCCUGCUCUCCUAGGAGGCCCUCUGUGUUCCUUCCAGAGAUUUCAGGCCCGUGUUCAAGGGCCCAGCAACUUGUGUCCCAGGCACCCUUUCAGGGCUCUGACCUGGAGGGGUCUGCAGAUUCUGGGACUAGAGUGCCUAAAGGUCGUCAUGAGGGCAGUGGUGAGAGCAGGAGCAGGACUGACCGACUGCCGGCAACUCCAGUGCAUCUAUGUCAUGUGGUCCACAGCCGGGCUCUUCAAACUCACCUACUACUCCCACUGGAUCCUGGAUGACUCCCUCCUGUGUGCAGCGGGCUUUGGAUCUGAGUUUGGGCAGAGCCCUGGUGAGGACGGAUACAUCCCUGAUGCAGACAUUUGGACGCUGGAAACAACCCACAGGAUAUCCCUGUUUGCGAGAAAGUGGAACCAAAGCACAGCUCGGUGGCUCAGACGCCUCGUAUUUCAGCACAGCAGGGUCUGGCCGUUGUUGCAGACAUUUGCAUUCUCUGCCUGGUGGCAUGGGCUCCAUCCAGGACAGGUGUUUGGUUUCCUCUGCUGGGCUGUGAUGGUGGAAGCUGACUACCUGAUUCACACCUUUGCCAAAUUGUUUAUCAGAUCCUGGCCGAUGAAGCUGCUCUAUAGAACUCUGACCUGGGCCCACACCCAGCUCAUCAUUGCCUACAUAAUGCUGGCCGUGGAGGUCAGGAGCCUCUCCUCUCUCUGGCUGCUGUGUAAUUCUUACAACAGUGUCUUUCCCAUGGUGUAUUGUAUUUUGCUUUUGCUAUUAGCAAAGAGAAAGCACACAUUUAACUGACAUCUUUCCCUGGCCUUCAACUUAUAUAUCCAUGAAACAGAGUUUAGAAAAUGCCAGACAGUGCAUUGAUGAUGCGUAUGUUUCAACUUUUCCAUAAUAAAAGCGUUUUCAAAGUCCAGGAUGUAUAUAC